This is a messenger RNA of Mytilinidion resinicola, 1278 nucleotides long. RefSeq lists its product as uncharacterized. The record is from RefSeq and is a predicted model, not a curated record. The coding region runs from base 1 to 1278 and encodes 425 amino acids. Lineage: Eukaryota; Fungi; Ascomycota; Dothideomycetes; Mytilinidiales; Mytilinidiaceae. The transcript has a single exon.
AUGCCCGUUGACGAUGCCACCAGCUACGAAGACCAUUACCCCGGCUCCUUCAUUCCCUUCGACAGAUUCCUCAAGCAGGUGCGUUUGGCCAAGUACGAAGACUACAAGCACACCAAAGUCCGCAACCAACAAGCCUUCAACGAGAUGAAAGCCCACAUCCUCAAAAUGUACGAGGGUGUCACCAAAGCCACGUCCUUUGUCCUGCAAGACGAGCACGCCGACUGCAUUGCCAUCCACGAACAACCCACUGUUUACCAUCUCGGCAUCAAGGAUAUCCCACCGCCACCAGUGAACUCCACCAAUGACCACACAGGAGACGGCAACGCACCUGGAAACACAACGUCCGCCGAAUCCCCACUGAAACUUGGAAAGAAAGAUCGUUUCUGCAAUCCCAUUUCUUGUCCAAAGACGUCUAUCCCAAUGGCCCGAUUGACCCUGGAAAAGCUGACACAGCACCCAACACUCAAUGACUUCUUCUCGAAGCCGCCGAUGGACGCGCGGCCACAGCGCCCAGAGUUCUCUGCCGACGAAAUCCACGUCCACGCCUACGGGAUCCAGUACGUGCAGAACUUCGGCGGAAAUUCCUGGCUGGACCUCUGGAACCCGACCGGCGACUUCACCAUCUCGCAGCAAUGGUAUCAAGGCUACGCCUCAGGCCAGCCUUUACAGUCUCUUGAAGGCGGCUGGGUGAGCGAAAACUCGGACAAUAGUCGCCUUUUCAUCUACUACACCGCAGACGGCUACGGCAAACUGAAGUGCUGGAAUCUCGAUUGCCCAGCUUUUGUGCAAAUCAAUCACAACUGGUAUUUGGGCGGACCUUGGGAUCAUUACAGCACCAAGGAUGGCGAUCAAUGGGGCUUUGCAUUGCAGUGGAAAUUCUAUCAAGGAAAUUGGUGGUUGUUUCUUCAAGGACCGGGAGCAUACGAAGCGGUUGGUUACUAUAAUCAAACGAUAUGGAAUGGGGGUCAAAUGACGCACAAUGCGAGUGUCAUUAUUUACGGCGGUGAGGUGGCAAAUUACACAGGCGGUGAGAAUUUUCCACAGAUGGGUAGUGGUGAUCUGGCUGAGAAAGGUUGGCGAGAAGCUGCGUUUCAGAAGACGAUUUUCUGGAUUCCAAGGGAUGAGAAUGAUGGUGUUGGCGUUUGGGCAAAUCUCACGGCGAAUGAUGAGGGCAAGUCAUCUUGCUAUACGAUUGAUUUGGUCAAUUGGCCCAAUGGAGGGGAUUGGGGUACUUACUUUUAUUUUGGUGGACCGGGGGGGAAUGAUUGUCCGCUUUGA